Meleagris gallopavo (turkey) is the source of this 801-nucleotide messenger RNA. Lineage: Eukaryota; Metazoa; Chordata; Aves; Galliformes; Phasianidae. The record is from RefSeq and is a predicted model, not a curated record.
AUGUCCGAGAGUGCAGGAGGGUGGGUGCCUUGCCAAGCCCCUGCAGGGUGUCUUGCCCUGUCUGUGGGUAGAGGGCUUAAGGGGACAGUUGAAUUAAAAAUAAUCUUUUCUCUCUCUUUUUUGUUUUUUUCUUGGCUAUCAGGUAUCCUUGAAUUCAUCAGUGUAGCAGUGGGACUGGUCAGCAUAAGAGGCGUAGACAGUGGCCUUUACCUUGGAAUGAAUGAGAAGGGAGAACUCUAUGGCUCUGAGAAACUAACUUCUGAGUGCAUCUUCAGGGAACAGUUUGAGGAAAACUGGUAUAACACUUACUCCUCCAACGUGUACAAACAUGGAGAUUCUGGGCGGCGAUACUUUGUAGCACUUAACAAAGAUGGUACUCCCAGAGAUGGAGCAAGGUCCAAAAGGCACCAGAAGUUCACGCAUUUCCUGCCCAGACCUGUGGAUCCUGAAAGAGUUCCAGAACUGUAUAAAGAUGUGCUAGGAUACAGCUGAGGAGAGAGGGACAUUUGGAAAGAAAAUCAAACCACUGUUAUUUCGUCUUGCUUGUUUUCAAAUGACAAUACUGGCACAAGAGAUUUGAAGAAGCUACUCUGUGAUGGAUAGACCUCUAUUUUCCAAAGUUUGCAUUUAGGAGACAAAGCCUUAAUACUAACUGCUGACCAGCCUCCUUCAAACUUGCUGAACUGUGUAGCAACCAGUAACAAGAGGGAAGUUGGAGUGUGACUUUCUUCAAAAUUAUAAACUCUUGGUGAUUUUUGUCUGGACUACUUAUGGCCCAUAAAUUAUCAAAAAAAAAAAAAA